AUGAACUUCCUGUUUCCUAAAUUACCAAGAGUAAGUGGUGAUACGGAUGAUGAUAUUUCAAUUCAUCUUUAUAAUAAGGUUGGACCUGCAAAACCAUUGUCAAAAUCAUCACAAUAUGAAGAAGAUAUCUUAAAAAUCUUAAAUGAAGAAGAAGAGAAGGAGAAUAUUGACUUUAAUUUAUAUUAUCGACAAUUUAAAGAAUCAGGAAAAGUAAUUGAGUUCGAUGUGAGUGACCUGGAAGAAGAUGAGGAAGAAGAAGAAGAAGAAGAAGAAGAAGAAGAAGUAGUAGAAGAACAACUAGAAGAUGAUAAACAAAAAGAUUCAAAUGAUAAGAAUGAAUUAAUAAAAAAUGAUAAACGCGUCUAUUCUGAUAAUAAAGCCAUAAUAUUCAUAUUAUUUUUAGUACUCAUUAUUAUAAAUAUCUUCAUUUGGUUUAAUCCAAUUGAAAUUGAAAAUCAAUUAAUACCAUCCACAACAGAUUCUAAUUCAUCAUCCAUUAAAUUGAUUAAUGAAAAAAUCAUAAAAUUAGAGUUAAAUAAUGAAGACAUUUCAAAUCGUCAAAAUAUUAUUGAAUUAAAUCAAGAAGUUAUAACGAAUAAUUUAAAUACAAAAUUUGAUUUUAUUCAUAAAAAAUUUAAAGAGAUUGAUUUAAAACUUGGAGAUAAUUUACCAAAGACAAUCUUCGAAGAUUUCAAUAAAUUAAAGGAUCAAAUUGAAUCAAUUUUUGAAAAUUCAGAUCCAAAUAAACUUGAAUCAAAAUUAAAUGAUGUCAGUUUAAAAUUGAAUGAACUUUCUAAAAUUAAUAAUGAUAUUGAAAGUAUUAAAAAUGAAUUAAUUGAUGAUAUCUUAAAGGUAUUACCAAAUAAAAUCCCCAUCUAUAUUAAAGAUAAAACUAUUCAUUUUAUUCCAGAAUUUCAUAAAUUUUUGUAUUCAUUUAUGGAUAAAUAUUUAAAUGAAAAGAAUUUAAACUUAAAUUCAGAAACAAAGUUAAAAUGGGAUGAAUUUUUAAAUGAAAAUGAAAAAAAUUUGAAUUCAUAUAUUGAUCAAGUAAUUAAGAAUUCCAAACUUGAUAUGUCAACAAUUUCAAAAGAUAAAUUAGAAAAAUAUAUUAAAAAUCAAUUGGAUUUAAAUAUGAAAAAUGUUUGGAAUAAAGUAAACGAAUUAAUUGAUCAACUUACAAUUAAUCAAGAUGAUACAACAAAUUCGAAAAUGUUUACCAAUACAACAAAUCAUAUUUUACUUGAUAAUCUUUUAGAGAUAUUUGCCAAGGGUUCAAUUAAAGUUAAUUACGCAGACUAUAAAUUAGGUUCAAGAAUACUUGGCUUUCUUACAAAGAGUAAUUAUAAUAACAAUAAUAAUACUAACAAUAAAUCAUUUUUCCAUAAGGCAAUUUUUGGUUGGUAUGAUUAUUUUAUUACCAAUUCUAAUGGGAGUGUUAAUAAUUGGAAAUUUAAUGCAAAUAAUGCAUUAAUUGAUGGAGGUGAUUAUUGGAAAUGUGAAUCAAAUGAAUGUUCAAUUGGAAUAAGAUUAUUUAAUCCAAUUAUUUUAACUGAUCUUAUUAUUAAAAACCCUCCAUCCAAGGAGAUAACCAAUCCAAAAGAAAUUUCAAUUUAUAUUAAACCAUUAAAUUAUAAUCAAAGAGAUUCAAUAUUAUCAAGAAUUUCAACUUUUAAAGAUGGAUUUAAACAAGAUCUAGACUCAGAUACUAAUAACAAGUAUUUGAAAAAAUUUAUUAAAAUAAAACAAAUGGAAUUAAAUCCUAAAAAUUCAAUGAAUAAUAUUAAGUUACCGGUUAGCUUAAUAAAUUUAAAAAUUCCUAUAAAGGAUAUUUAUAUUCAUGUUAAAAGUGAAGUUGGUACAAAAUGUGGAUUAUAUAAUAUUAAAGCUUAUGGAAUAAGUGAAUUCAAUUCAUACAAAUAUGAUAAUGAAUUUGAUUUAUUAGUGAGUAAAAUGUUUCAAGAUGAUAAUAAAGUUGAGAACAAUUCUGAAGCAUUUAAUAUUAAUGGAGGUUUCGAGACAGAAUUUGAAUUUGAUGAGGUUCUUGGAAAUGAUGAUGAAUUAAUCUUUUAA
Molecule: messenger RNA, 2070 nt
Organism: [Candida] anglica
Lineage: Eukaryota; Fungi; Ascomycota; Pichiomycetes; Serinales; Debaryomycetaceae
Source: the annotation of a GenBank genome assembly